UUUUCUCUUCAUAUGUACAGAACAGGAACCGGAGCUGGAGCUUUUGUCUCGCGCUGUUGGUCAUCAUGUCGAGCUCGCGCACAAUGCAGUAUAUCGGCCUCCUGCUGCUCGCCGCCAUCCUGCUGCAGACCAUCGCUGUGGCCGUCACUUUCAUCUACUUCAGCAAUGUCCUGAGCACGAUGAAGGAGACUUUUUCCAAAAGCAGUGUGUCGUGUCUGAUGCGCUCGAACCUGCGCACACUGAAAGGUUCUGAUCCGAGCAGCUCGGAGGGAAAGGACGAUCCCUGCUGGCAGGUCACACAACAGCUCCACUUCCUCAUCGAGAAGUCCAUGUCUAAUCGCUACCAGGAAGAAAUCUCCUCAGCAGUUAAAGAUGAAGUGACCCGAGUUCUGCCCUCGCUGGUGGUGCAGGACCAGGACGCUGUCUCACGGCCCAGGAUAGCCGCUCACGUCACGGGCAGUUACACGCCAGACUCGGACAAGGAUGUCGGAGGUGCCUCCAACAGGAAGGUGUACGGCCAAAAAAUCCAGUCGUGGGAAUCCGAGAAAGGCCUGGCCUUCCUCCAGAACGUGGAACUGAGCGACGGAGAGCUGGUGGUGCCGCAGGCUGGACUCUACUACGUUUAUUCUCAGACGUAUUUCAAGCACACGCUCAUAGAGGAAGAGGAUGAAGAAGAGGAACGGGAGGAAGAUGAGGGUGCGGCCAGGGGAAAGCCCAUGCUGCAGUAUGUGUAUAAAAAAGUGGGAUCUUAUCCGGUGCCCAUCCUCCUGAUGAAGAACGCAAGGACGACUUGCUGGUCCCGGGACGCCGAGUUCGGCCUGUACUCCAUCUACCAGGCCGGGCUUUUCCAGCUCGGCGGCGGAGACAGGCUGUUUGUAACCGUCAGUAACGUGAGCACCAUCGAAAUGGACGAGAAGUCGAGCUUUUUUGGCGCUUUCUUGGUCAGCUAGGUCCAAUGCACCGCAGGAGCAGGAGUUUUUUUUUUUACUGCUCAGUGGUUCCCGUGAGUCGGGCGAGCGACAGGACUCGGCUUGUUUAUAACUGAGCUCUCUCUUUGGAACGCUGCCCGAGAUCAAACCGUCUGUAUAUGUGUGCCGAGCGAGUUCACCUUACUCGCACUGAGGACGUCUCUGACGUGGGGAAACUUGACUUGAUCGAUUUGCAGCCAAAAAAAACAUCACGCAAGAGUCAGAAACCAUCAAGAGUCUGAGAUGAAGCUCGAGAACUGAACAAACACUCAGCAGGUGGUCGGGGAUAAAAACGACAGGCCGCAGUGAAAAACCAUGUUUUCUCUCCUGCAGAUGGACAGAGUGACGUUCCUGCACUCUGAAUGUCUGCAUGUCAUCAUAAUGUUAAAGAACCAGACCGUUUUUAAAUUACAUGGAGAAAUGACCGAGAAACCAACUGCUCCGGUUCUGCUCCGACGUCAUCGGACAGUGACGCGUCGCGGCGUAUCAGAGAUGUAUAACCUUAUUUCCUGUCUGUAAAACUGAAUCUGUGAAGAAUCUUCUGGAUAAAAAAACGGCUCAGAUUUCUUCUUUACAUUCGUUUAUUUUUUAUAAACACGACUUCCUUAUGAACUUUCAGCAUCAUCACUGCUUCCAUGUUUGUUUGUGUAUUUAUGGAUGAAUCCAAACAGCGAUGAAGGUGAGCGUUAGCGUGAGAGCUGAGUGAUUUUCUCCAAAACUGUCAAAGUUUAACCUGAGAAAUCAGCUGUGUACAUUUAUUCAUAAUUUUUACUACGUGAAUGCAGAUUUUAAAACUUUAUACUGAAUAAAGUCUGGUGUGAACUCUGGAGUUUAUGAA
Messenger RNA from Hemibagrus wyckioides, 1806 nucleotides. RefSeq names its product TNF superfamily member 10 (gene tnfsf10). Gene Ontology annotation, cellular component: membrane. Gene Ontology annotation, molecular function: tumor necrosis factor receptor binding. Bases 66 to 950 code for a protein of 294 amino acids. The record is from RefSeq and is a predicted model, not a curated record. The transcript has 5 exons. NCBI's taxonomy places the organism in Eukaryota, Metazoa, Chordata, Actinopteri, Siluriformes, Bagridae. Gene Ontology annotation, biological process: immune response.